Messenger RNA from Gamsiella multidivaricata, 4383 nucleotides. Its product is annotated as Symplekin tight junction protein C terminal-domain-containing protein. Gene Ontology annotation, cellular component: mRNA cleavage and polyadenylation specificity factor complex. NCBI's taxonomy places the organism in Eukaryota, Fungi, Mortierellomycota, Mortierellomycetes, Mortierellales, Mortierellaceae. The record is from RefSeq and is a predicted model, not a curated record. Bases 127 to 4347 code for a protein of 1406 amino acids. The transcript is spliced from 9 exons.
CUCAACCAACCUUGCAGCACACAACUCUACAGGACGCACAGAAUCCAGGGCAGCAGAAUCCACUUGCCUUUGCCUCAUUGAACGAACGACCCUUCUCACCACGGACCAACCGAGCAGAGGCGCGCCAUGGUCACAAAGGACAUUCAACUCGCACUGCAUGCUCAUCUCAGUCAAGCAAGCCUUGCUGCUAAUCAGGACGAUCUCGCUAGACACCUCGAGACGUUUUCUCGCGACUGGAAGCAGGAACCCACACUCGAACAGUUCGAUACCGCUCUGGGACUUUUGCGCGACUCAAAGGAAUCCCUCAGCAGUGAGACAAUCGCCCUCUGGUGGCUGCGGUACCUGCAGGAUAUUGCUCUCAGCAACCACAUUGAAAAGUACUCCACGGAGCUCAGUGAUGCUCUGCUAAAAUCCGUUGAUCCGCUGGCCGAGCUGCUCCAGGGUCCGUCAGGAACGUUAGUCAAGCGUGCCCUCCAGGUCUGCGCGACUCUUUAUGGAACAGUAUUUCAGAUCUGCUGCCAGGAUAAUGCCAACCAUGGACAACUCUGGAAUCAGUAUGCUAUAAGGAUAAAACAACUGGCGUUGGCACACUUUGGCAGUCGAAGCGAGGGCGUUAUGGUGACAAUUUGCAAAUACGCCCAAACUGUCGUCCAGAUCCAGUCAUACAGCCAGCCGAACUCGCUACCGCAGGAAGCAGAGACCCUAUCAUUAAACAGGAUACCCCCGAACCAUCCGUUUCUGAACGCCAAUGCAUUGCAACAGGAAUCGGAUCGUCUUCUUCGGGAUCUCUUAUCAGUUAUCCAGAGACCACAGAUUUCCCCAACAAUUGUCACGGCGGUAAUCAACCAGACCAGCGCCCUGCAACGAGCCAGGCCGCAGUUUGUACCGCUCGUACUUGGAAUAUGGACUGUAUUCACCAAGCCCACGCUUCCGGCUCACUUUACACCACUGCAGAUCAGAUCGAUCGACAAGGCUAUUAGGAUACAGCUUCUGGCCCUCACCAAGACGCAACUACAACCGCCACAGUUACAGGCUUUGACGGAGGCGCUAUCUGGGUACGGAAUCAAGUUCAACGGCGUACCGCUGGGCCGAUCACAGCAACAACAGCUUUUGUAUGUUGACAGGGAUAACGGAGAGGACUCGAGACGAUCGGGUAAACGGUCAAGAUCAUCGAACAAUCAGGACAGUGAAGAUUCGGAGAUAAAGCGAUUGAAACCUGAGACGGAUACGACAGCUGCCAUUGCACCAGCAGUGCCAGCACCAGCGCCACCGAGUAUUCCUCCAGGGUUCGGCCAGACACUGCUUGGUCAGAUCAAUAUCACUCAGCUCCCACUUCAUCACGUCGUCGAUAUCAUCUUUGAAACACUUGCUGCGAACAACGUGCCGCACUUAUUUCAUUCGUUUUUGUCCACACUACCUAUUAUGAGACUAAAAGAGGGACCUCUGCCAAUGCCGCCUCCAGGAGUUGGACCACCUCCGCCUGGGCUGUUGCUUCAGCGACCACCGCCGCCCAUGCUUCCAGGAAUGAUGCCACCUCAUCCCAGCGGUCUCUUCCCACCGCCUCCACCCCAUUUGCUUCCGCCUCAUCUUCCACCAGGAGCAAUGCCACCUCCCAUGCCCGAGCCUAUGUCUGAAGUCAAGCCAGAAAUCAAGCAUGAAGUCAAGAAGGAGGCAAAUCUGUCAAAACUACAGCUCCCGAAAAUCCCGGACGAUGUUCGAGUAAGCAUCACCGUCCUGUCCCCAAAGCACACUCCGGCCCAACUCCCUACAAGGCCUGUUGUUGUCAGAUCGGAUACUGUCUCUGUUGCUCCAGCUCCAGUCCCAAUUCCAGCUCUUAAAAAGGAAGAUCCAUCAGAGGGUGAUGUCAGUGCGGCACCAACGAUGGAGGUUGAAGAGCAGCAGCGGCUACUCAAGCAAGAGACAUUUCAAGUAAAACCUUUUGAGCCAUCGACCGAGCGCCCUGGCAUGGAUUCGGCUAUACUUCCAGCGAGGAAAUUAUUGGAGCUGACAUUUGAGCGCAUCCUCGAUUCUGAACAUGUAGUCUCGGUACCCGCCGCAUCAGGAAGGAAAAUGCUUGAGGCAGCUGCUUCUAGUCAUAGACAAUCAGAUCAGGAUCUUACGGAAGACCAGAACGCAAUGGUGCCUUUCGAUCACAAAAACUCUGGAGAGGAGCCUACCAAGGUUGUGACGAAAGCGGACUGGAUGACCAUCGUAGCUCGACUACUGAGUAGGGCGUUCACACGAGAUUCAGGUUCAAUCAGCCCAGCAAGCGGCGGAUCGAUCGACCAAGGCGUAAAGGAGAGAAUGAUUGAGUACAUCUGCAAGGACUUCAAGCAGCGACGAGAACUUGCGUUGACAUGGCUCCAUGAGGAGUGGUAUUAUGAUGGGAUGCGGCAGCGCCAGGCCGGAGACAUGGACGACCGGGAGCCGCAGUAUCUUUGGUGUCUAUACAAGAUCCUAGACGGUAUCACGUCUGGUGCGACGCAGCUCGAUGCCAAGGACCGCGGUCUGACUCGGUUUCUGCUGGAGGUCCCGGAAUUGCCCGAUGGAGCAGUAGAUAUCAUCCAAAAAUACUGUGACGAUCCAGCCCGGGCGCAGCUUGGAAUAGCUUGCUUGCGAGACGUUGUGAAUCUGCGCCCACCUAGCCGAUCUCGAGCCCUGGAGAUCCUUCUGGGAUAUACAGCCCACCCAGAGAAACCGCAGCGCUCUAUGGCGAUUGUCACAGCCAAGAAAUGGUACUUGGAGCAUCCCACUGUCGGGGUGAAGGUGGAAGAGUUUGCUCUCGCACAGCUGGAGACAUUGAAGGACUAUCCUGUACCCAAGCGUGAGCUUGCCAUACUGCAAACGAUGUCUAUGCCACCUAAUCAAUCUGACGCCACUAACAUGGACGGCGUGGAGCCGACGAUGCCCCACGCAUCAAGUGACGACGCAGAGACAAAGAUCAAGACAGAAGCUAUCGAAGAUUCUCUAAACCGCAACGGAACCAAGGAAUCAUCAGUGGAACGAUUCGGGACUCCUGCGCCUUCAGGACCAGCCAGCACCGGCCCAACAGAGCGAGACUUUAUUGAAGCCGAAGAGGAUAUUGGACGUCUUCUGGAGCUGUACUUUUCGCUCUGCGCCAAGAACCAUGGAUUGCUUGAAGUAUUGUUUAAGGACUACAUCUUGUAUGAUCCGUUUGUCCAGAGGGUCAUCCGGCAGAGGAUCCAGCCACUCAUAAAGUCGAUUAAAUCGGACUCGCCCAAGCUGCUCGCGCUCAUCAGGGAUAUGCCCAAGGGCGCGGAGAUGCUGGUGCUGAGGAUAAUUUUCAUUCUGACAGAUGGAGUUAACCCUUCGCCCGGCUUGGUCAGUACGGUCCAAGGUGCAGUGGUCCAGCACGAUUUGAAUGCUCGGUUCCUGAUCCCUAUCAUCGGUGGAUUGGACAAAGAGGCUGUCCUUACCAAUUUACCGCGGAUCGUCGGUCUUUUGAAGGGCACUGAGCGCGAACGCAGGACAGUGACUGAUGUAUUUAUGAAGUUGCUGACUGCAGGCGGAGGGACUACAGGGCCGGCUUCCGCUGUCGCAUCCUCUCUCAGCAGACGCGACAGCAGCACAGCCUCGACGAGUGCACCCUUGUCAACUCCAUCCCAACUCCAGAGCGCAGCGUCCAUGGCUAAAUCGCAUGGUCCUACUAUGUCGCCUUCUGAUCUGUUGAUUGAGCUUCAUGUUAUGGAGGACACCGUUGGCUGGAAAGCAGCUUGUGAAGCCAUGGAUAUUUGCUUCAACCAUCCUGAGAUAUUCAAGUCUGAAAUUAUUGCAGUAUCCCUGCAGCAACUAUUGGACCGACCCGCCAUCCCCUCACUUUUCAUGAGAACAGUAAUUCAAGCCAUCACGCUCUACAAGAACCUUGUUGGAUUUGUAAACAGCAUGAUCCUUGCAAAACUUGUCCAGAAAAAGGUGUGGACGCGGCCUGUUCUCUGGAAGGGAUUUGUUCGUUGCGCUAAGAUGAUGCUGCCGACCAGCUCCAGUGUUCUUGCCAGUUUACCAAAGUCCCAGCUGAAGGAUGUUCUCACCAUGGAACCGUCACUCAAGGAACCCGUGGAGGCGUACAUCAAGGCAAAGUCCUCAGGACGACGCGUUGGCGGCGGUGCCGCCAAGCAAGUCAAUGUCCUUAAUGCAGCUAGCGCAGCUACAAUUGGUCCCUCUGCAGCAACAACGGCUCUUCCUCCAAAAUUGGAAAAUACUGAACGUGCUACAGAAGAGUCCAAGAAGGAGCAAGAUGCAGAGACAGAGCUGAAGGGGUCUGAGAUGGACGACGUUCCUAUGGAACCCAGCAGCAAUAUCUUGUCAACGGAAAUUAGAUCAGAAUAGACCCAUUCUCAAUCACAACAAAGAAAAGAAUAGCGU